Ectocarpus sp. CCAP 1310/34 is the source of this 615-nucleotide messenger RNA. The record is from the annotation of a GenBank genome assembly. Lineage: Eukaryota; Phaeophyceae; Ectocarpales; Ectocarpaceae.
AUGGACAACUUGCACGCGCAGACCACGGACGAGUUCAAGGAGUAUCUUGCGAAGCACUGCAACACUCUCGCCUGGUAUGGCCCUUCGGAGUGCACGGACGAGGUGCAGCCAGUUGAUGCAGGAGCCGGACGAUUUCUCAAGGUGGAAGUCGGGAGGCAGAUGGACAUAUGGCUCGAGCAGUCGGACAACCUCGAGAGGUGGGAAACCGCGUCGCUGACAGCUUCUGAUCGGCGCGUCCUGAUCACUCAGUGGAUGGGAGCGGCCAUGGCAAGACUCAACAGCCAACAGGCGUACCGAUACCGUCUUUUCGAAAAGUGCGGGAUGGCCAUGACCGUGGCCGGCUCGGGCGAUGAUCGAAUCACCUUGGAGGGUUUGGAAAAGCCGUAUACCUUCGCUAACGAUGAAGACAGUAGCGACGACGAACAAGGUUCGGAGGACGGCAACGAUGAGCCUGAGGGGCGGGCGGAGGAGGGCGAUGGAGGACGUGAGACGCUCAUGGAGGGCGUUGACUCCAGCGAUGAAGACGACGGCGGUUGAGUUUGGCGACGUGACACCCUAACUAACUUCUUGUGUUUCCCGUUGCCUCGUUCGCAGACAUCUCUCAACCCCAGACCG